This is a messenger RNA of Bombus impatiens (common eastern bumble bee), 8396 nucleotides long. RefSeq names its product serine/threonine-protein kinase 10 (gene Slik). Gene Ontology annotation, biological process: protein phosphorylation. The coding region runs from base 720 to 5471 and encodes 1583 amino acids. The record is from RefSeq and is a predicted model, not a curated record. Gene Ontology annotation, molecular function: protein serine/threonine kinase activity; ATP binding. The transcript is spliced from 14 exons. Lineage: Eukaryota; Metazoa; Arthropoda; Insecta; Hymenoptera; Apidae.
UGCCGAUUGAUUACGUCACUUCCAGGCGUGGUACAGUAGAAUGUGUGAUGUGCGUGUGUUACUGAAAAUGGCCGUACGUGCGGGUCCGUCUAGUUUACUGAUUUCACGCACGAUAGUUUUCACAUUCUUUCAAAUAUUUGGAUUUUGAACGGUGGAUUUCUUGAUGAUACGUGCAGUCAGUGUGAACAGUGGAAUCUGAAGAUUUUCAGUGGAUCAUCGGUGAUAUUAGUCGAGACGAAGUGUGCCUAUUUCGUGGUGGAUCAUUAAAAGAGAAGCUUGAUAUAUAUUAGGAGUAAAAGUAGAAAAUUGUUAAUGAUGGGUUUCAUUCUUUACAUUUGCAUUACUAUUUAUUUAAACAAUAUAUUUGCUAAUUAGUGGAUAUUGACUAUAUGGUGUCAAGAUGUGGGAGAGAUUUGGUACAAUCCCCUGGUAUGAAACAGGGAUAUAAGCCAAAUAUGUGUUUUAGAAUGUUUUCUAUUCUAGUAGAAAAUAUGUUAAAAUAAUGGAAAGUAUGCAAAAGUAUAUAUAAGGGAAAGAUGAUUUUAUGCAUCUUGUAAUGAUUUCAUAUAACAAUGAAUCAUUUAAGAACUACAUAAGAUUUAUGUUUAAGUGUAAAGUACAUAUUUGUUGCUAAUGAUAAACAUUAUUGAGUUUUAUGACAUAAUGUAAUAGAAGUGUAAUUUUUAUACAUGCAAAUAUAUUAAAUAAGAAUCACAAAAAUGUCAUUCUUAUCAAAUUUAAAAAAGGCAUUCCACUUCGGUGGAAAUGACGCGAAGAAAAAGAAAUUGUACAAUAAUAUUAAAAUGGAUUGUAACCCAGAAGAAUUCUGGGAAAUGAUAGGUGAAUUAGGAGAUGGGGCAUUUGGGAAAGUUUAUAAGGCACAGCACAGGCAAACUCAACAGCUUGCUGCUGCAAAAAUGUGUGCACUGGAAGGAGAAGAUGAUCUUAGUGAUUUUAUGAUCGAGAUAGAUAUUUUAUCAGAGUGUAAACACCCAAAUGUUGUUGAAUUACAUGAAGCAUAUUUUAUUGAGGGUAAACUAUGGAUGUUAAUAGAAUAUUGUGAUGGUGGUGCUGUUGAUUCUAUAAUGGUUGAAUUGGCAAAAGCUUUAACAGAACCACAAAUAGCCUAUAUAUGUCAACAUAUGACCAAAGGUCUUGCAUUUUUACACAAAUCUAAAGUUAUCCAUAGGGAUUUAAAGGCAGGAAAUGUUUUAUUAACAAUGGCAGGGGGAGUAAAAUUAGCUGACUUUGGAGUAUCUGCAAAAAACAAGCAUACUUUACAGAAACAUGACACAUUUAUUGGAACACCAUAUUGGAUGGCUCCAGAAGUAGUGUUAUGUGAGACAUUUAGAGAUAAUCCUUAUGAUUUUAAAGUAGACAUUUGGUCACUUGGUAUUACUUUAAUCGAAUUUGCGCAAAUGGAACCACCAAACCAUGAAAUGUCUCCAAUGCGCGUUCUUCUUAAAAUACAAAAAAGCGAUCCACCAAAACUCGAUCAACCCGGAAAAUGGAGCAAAGAUUUUAAUGAUUUUAUUGCAAAAGCCCUUAUAAAGGAUCCAACGUCGCGACCUACAGCUGAUGAGUUGUUGAAACAUCCGUUUAUAAAUCGUAAUUUGGAUUCAAAACCAAUCAGAGAUUUAUUAUUGGAAUAUAAGGCUGAUGUUGUUGAGGAAGAAUUGGUUGAUGAAGAAACAGAGAAGGCCAAAAAAGCGAAAAAGCACAGAGAACAGUAUCAACGGAUUGGCUGUGCAUGCGGCUCUCCUGGGCCUCGCCAGCCCCAUCAUCCCUGCGUUUGUCAGGAGCAACGUACAUCUCAGCUUCCUCUGGAGCUGGAUCAACUCGGAGAUGACUCUGCGUCUAUGCGCAGUGACGCUGAUGUUCAGAUUUCUGAAAAGGAAAAUCUUGUUGCAUCACCUGUGUCAGCGAAAAAAGAAGAAAAUCAUAAACGAGAAAUUAACAGGGAUGGUGAAAAGGAGGAUAGAAACAAGAAAUUACGUAAAGCAGAAUCAAAAGACAACAUACCUGUCUCUGUUGAGAAAAAACAAGCACCUAAACCUCCUAGUACAAAUGAAACAAACGAACGUAGGGUAUCUCGAGAAAAAGGGCCUGCACCUCCUCCGCCACUUAUGCGACAGAAUAGUAAAAUUGAAGAUAAGGAAAAUAAUUUGAAAAUGAUUGAUAAACAAAGCGAUGCAGAAGUAUUAAAUGAAUGUAAGUUUACUGACAAGCAACAGAGAGACAAAAACGAACCGUCUCAGUCUGCUCAGGAAACGAUAGGUAAGGAACAAACAAGUGUAGACGCGCUCUCCGAGAAAACAAGCGUACUACCUAGUUUAGAAAAGAAUGUACCAGAUAAUAAUGAAAGAGAGAAGAAUAAGAUAGAUGAUGCAAACAAAGGUGAUAUCAGGCAAAGAUCUGUAGAUAAUAAGACGAAUUCAUCACCGAGAACACAAUUAUCAUUAGAAGAGAAAAGGAAAUCAGCACCAGUUAAAUUAGAAUUGGCCGAAGAUUGGACGAAACCAGUAUUCAAUAAACAAUCGUCUUUAGAAGAAAAGAACAGAAUUGAAAAGAAAACUCCAGCUGAUAUACAAGUUAAAGGACAAUCUUCAUCAGAAGAAAAUUAUAAGAGUUUACAAGAAAAACGAAAAUCUGUAGAGCAAAAGUUAAAUGCAGUUUUAGAGAAACGGUUUUCGAUGGAUACUGAAAUGCGAAUGAGUGUUUCUUCUAUGGAGACGUUAUCUCAACGAGAUCUAACUGCAAGCGCAUCCGAAAAAAAUAUCGUUAAAGCAUGUUCUACUGAAGAUGUUAAAACUGAUUAUGGAACAUCUAAACCAGAAUCUGUUGUCAAAAGUCAUAGCGAAGGAUCUUCCAGAUAUGUUUCGUUAGAAAACUUUUCGGACGAAUUUGACGGGAAACGGGAUAAAAAAUGGCCAAGUAAAGAACACAAUUACGAAAAUAUGACGAGCAACAGCGAUAACGUAAACUGUGAGAAAAAAGGUUCUUCAGUGAAUGUAUCAGUAAUUACAUCAACUCCCAUUAGAAAUGCUUCGAGAAGAAGCAGCGGUGAUAAUGUAGUUGUCAUUACCGGUAAAUCCGACCAAGAAAUACGUCCAAAUACAUCAACCGUCCGGAUCACAGCAGAUAGUCCAGAUUUAUCGAAUAGUCUUGCGAGCAACGUUAGUCAAGUAACUGUAGUAACGACUCAUCCUCCGGUUCUUGUCGAUGCUGUGUCACUGGCAGCGAGUCCUUCUUGUCGUCAACCUCCUCCAACAUCGGAAGUUGUUAUUGUAGCGAAUGAAUUAAACAAAACACAAGUGAACGAAAGUUCAACCGACGAUGACGGCUUUCCUAGUUUAGAUAGCUUAGAGUACAUGCCCCAAGAGCAACCUAUAAUUCUUACAGACGUUUCUAAAAGAGUUGGCAAGAAGUUAGACGAAUCCGAGGUUCUCAUUGUGAGUCCGAUCAUAGACGAAUUGCAGGACACUAGUCACGUUUCUGUCGUUACCGUCGGCGAAGAUAAGGAACAAGUGAAAGAUUCCUCGAUACUUAAUAAACACGAAGCCGUACGAACUUCUUCUUCUCACAGUGACGCAAGCUUAAUCGAAAUGUCGAGUACAAAAAGCGAUAGCGGAGAUGAAAUUACUAAAAUGAUAGUUGCUGGGACGACUAUAGAAUCCAUAGAUAUCGAUGAAGUGGAAAGAAGUUCCAAGAAAAUGAAUGGUUUGUUGAAGAACGAUAAAUCUGCAAUGGUUACUCCUAUGGACGAGAAAACGUUGAAAACGCUUAAACAAAAAGAAGUAAAUAAAGGAUACAAAGAGAAAAGAGUAUCUCCGGAUAGCUUCGAAGGAUCUAGAUCUCAAAGUGAAUCUGGAUCGACAAGGUCGCAUACGCCCAGUAAGAGCAUAGAUCGCUCCGAUGCUGAAUCCAUUUCUACCACGAUAAGUCAGGAUAGUAGGGAAUCCAGCAAGGAAAAUCAUCUAAGUCAAGGACAAUCGGCGGAAGUGGACGAGGAAGUAGUAUUGCGACGGAAGCCCGAUUAUAAUCGUGAUAUACCACGACCAACAAGAACGAAAGAAGAUAUUCAAAUGAUGAAUUUGAAGAAAAAGACGAGAAAGCGAACUAGAAAGUUUGAGAUCGAUGGUGUCGUAGUUACUACGACGACGUCGAAGGUAAUUUACGGCGAUGAUGAAAACGGUAAAGUUUAUGACGAUCAAAUCUUUAGGAAGCAAGAGCUAAGAGAAUUAAAGAUGCUACAGAAAAUGGAGCAGAAACAGUUUCAGGAUUUAUCGCAAAAGGCACAGUUUAACAAAGAUCAACAAGAGAAACGUUUCGAGCAAGAGAGACAACUUUUGGAAAGAAAUGCCGAAACUGAUCUGGAAACACUCGCUCGGCAACAGAGGCAACAAAUCGAGCGAGCGGAAGCGCAACAGGAGGCCGAUCUUAGGCUCGCUUCGAAAAAGAUUCGUAGUGAGCAAGAAAGGGAAUUGAAACAGUUCCGCGAGGGAUUGAAACAGGAACUAAAGUUACUUAAGCACGAAGUAGAUUUAAUGCCGAAAGAUAAGAGGAAGAGUGCAUUUAAGAUACGCAAAGAAAAAUUGGAGGCUGAACACGAGGAAAGGGAAAAGCACUUUUUAGAUAAGCUUAACGAAAGUCACGAACUAUUGUUGAGAAGAUUAUCUGAUAGCCAUCGCGAGAAAAUUGCUUUAAUGGAAAGGCAAUUUUUGCAGCAGAAGCAACAGUUGAUGAGAGCUCGAGAGGCAGCGAUUUGGGAGCAAGAAGAACGGCACAUUCAUGAGAAACAGCAGUUGUUGAAGAAACAGCUAAAGGAUAUUUUCUUUUUACAAAGACACCAGAUGCUGAUACGUCAUGAAAAGGAAUUGGAACAAAUGAAGAGAAUGAAUCAACGAAAAGAGGAGGAACUGAUUAAACGACAGACGGUGGAACGUAGAAAUUUGCCGAAAAGAAUUCGCAACGAGAUGAAGGCGCGUGAAAUGAUGUUCAGAGAAUCUAUGAGGAUUUCUAUGUCGUCGAUUAUCGCGCCGGAUCCCGAUGCUGAAAGAGAGAAAUUGAAAAAAUUCCAAGAGAAUGAGAAAAAACGAUAUAGAGCCGAGCAGCAAAGAUUCGAAUUAAAGCAUUCACGGCAGUUGGAAGAGGUAAGAGCGCAAAGCGAUGCCACAAUCAAAGAACUGGAACAGCUGCAAAACGAAAAGAGAAAGAUGUUGAUGGAACACGAGACAUUGAAACUAAAGGAAUUAGAAGAGGCGUAUGGUAAAGAGCUUCGUGAAUGGAAAGGGCAACUCAAGCCACGAAAACAGAAAUUGGAAGAACAGUUUGCGUUACAACUGGAGGAACAAGAGGCGAUUUACGGGCCAAGCGCGAUACCAUUGUGCUUACCAGCAGAUCUUACCGACUUGACGCAUCAUACAGUUGGUUCUACACGUAGUUCGCUUUCUUCGGUGAGCGAGGGUUAAUGUCUAAUUAAUCUCUAUCGUCGAACCGAAAUGAAAUUUUCUUACCCCUUAAGAAUAACAAAUGAAUCACAGAGCUCCAAAUGUCGAGGUAAUUCGAAGGUCAAGUUACGCGAGCUCUUUGCACGGCUAUUCGAUCUGGCUUAAAUUUUGGAACAAGGACCGGCGAGUAAUUCGUUUUGAUUGUAAUAAGAUCUAUAACAUGAAACACACGAUAGGCGAUGCUUGGCGUGCAAGGUGUGGCUAUUCAGCGAUCGGUUAUACAUGGAAGAACUAUUUUCUUUAAUUCGAUGAAAUACCGAUAACUAUGUAAAACGUUGUGAACAUCUGUGAUUUCGGAGCAUCGCUUUGCAAUGAUAUACAUACAUACAUAUGUUGUGACCGAACUGCGAAAUAACUAACAAACUUUUAACGUUUUCAAGAAACGAAGAGAAGAAGAAGAGAUUAGAAAGUCGGUUUUCUCUCUUAAGAUAUAUUUUAUAUAUCAAAUAUGAAUUGUUAUAUAUAAAUGAGAUGAAUUUCUUACGGCGAUCUUGUCGAAAAUAUACUGGAUACAUACAGACCAUACAAUCCGCCCGAUGAUCAUUUCUCCUGAGAACUUUGAAGAACAAACGUGUUCUCGUGAUCAAUGGUGUACGUGAUCCUACAAUAAAUACAUUUUUUCUACAUCUUAUAUACGCAUGCAUAUUGAACUAGAGUCAUUGAGACAAUUCCAGGACAAUUUAUCAUCCUAUCGUGAAUACACGUGACAGUGUCUAGUGUGUUCGUAGAAUAUCUAGCGAUUUUAUGCGUACAUAAUGCACACGUGGAAAAAGUAUAUUUUCGAUUGUCGAAUGUAUAUACAUGUAUAUGCUUGUUGUGCUGUCGAAUGUCAGGAUACAGGCAUUUGCGAGGAUUCGGUGUUGAAGCAAGCAUAAAUGUAGAUCGUAAUUGCGCGCGUGUUUUAAACCGAUGCACGCAGCGUUCAGGUGCCACUUUCGAAUCGAAGCGUCGUCGUAUCUGAACAAACGUGUAAUCGUCGCGUCUUCAUUAUUAGAAUGUUCAACGAGUUGUAUUGUUUGUAAAGAGAACGCUAAAUCUCCAUUGAUAGAUUGUUUUUUUUUAUCGAGAUACGGAUAUAUUUUUAGUAAAUAAACGUUCAACAAUACGAAUCAAAGGUUCACGCCAAAUAUAUACAAUGUAUGAUUGCUUACUGCGCGUCUAUAUAGUCCGAGGACAUUGUAGAGGAUUUCUUUGAUGCGUAUUCAAAACGAGCAUGUGUGGCUAACGCUCGUCCUAGAUGUAAAGAAGCAUAUUUGUAUAAAAUAUUUCCUUUCGUUUUCCCUUUUUAUCUUCUUUAUUUCCUUUAAUUGUACAGUACUAUUAAUUUUUAUAUCUCUGUUUGUUCACGUUAAUCUAUCUGGUAUCGUGCUUAUUAGUACGAUAAUCGAUCAAGGAACUUUGUAUAUAGAGAAUCAGAAUGAAUUGUUUGAUAUAUUUUGAUUAUUCUACUUUAUCGUAUCGAGAAUAAUGUUUACGACGAAUCUUUGCGAGCAAUUCAUUUACCCAGUUUCUUGCGAAACACGUAGAAAAUGGAUCCAUUUCGUCGGAUGAUCCUUCUCACCGUGGAUGUAUAUCACACAUGGGUAAAAUGAUUUUGCGAUGUUACGGCUAACUCAAGUGAAAUUUGACCGCGUGUUUUGCGAUCAAUCUUCGCUCGAGUUCUUUCUUGGUUGGAAAUGAUGCUACGUAUGACGUAAAUAACACGAAGUACGAAAAACAUAGUAGUUCGUUUAAUUAAAAAAGGAAAAGGAAAGAGGACGUUUGCCAAAGCAUAUGUACAUAUAUGUAUUCUUGAAACGUUAAGAUUUUGGGAAUAUAAAGGAAAAGUAUGAGGCAUGAUAUGAAAAAAAAAGAAAAUCUUAAUACUGCCCUUUGUCGAAUUUGUGUCGUGCGCUGCAAUUGUUAGAAAAUACUCGUUAAUCGUGCCUGUUGGAUCCUAUUCUGUCAAAGAUUUUAUGUUUUUUUAUUCAUCGAGAGGACGAUGCAUCUGGUUCUUCUUAAAAGGGAUCAAUUGUAUGAAAAAUACGAAACUACGGAAGUAGACCGGAGAUUCGUUUACCUAUAAACGAACGGGGGAUCGAUAGCGCAAGUUCCAGCAGUGACUAUAUGGGAAUUUUAUAUAGGGCUAAUGAAUUUUUUAAUCAUCAAGCACGUGUGCAUUGUACGUGGGAAUUAUUGCAAAGAAUUAACAAACAGAAGAGAAAAAGAGGACGAAGCCAUUGUCGUGUGCGUUGUAUAUUCGAUUGAAAAUAUUUAUACUACGACGAUUAAAAUAUGAUGUAAUGUAAAGAGGGUCGGAAUCGACUUUAUUGUUUCGAUUUGUGCGAAUAGUCACCGUUAGGAUUGUUUUUCUCUUUAUUUCUUGUUUUUUGCCGAAUGCUUCUUUCGUUCUUAAUCAUUGUACGUACAGUGUUUAAGCACAGGAAACUGUUUGUUACGAUUUUUUUUUUUUUGAUUUGUAUCCAUUACAAGAAUUUCGUUAUUACCAAUAUGUUUAACAUUGAGUCGCAACCUGACAUGCAGGCGCAUACUUCUACACAUAAGAAAUCAAUAGACUGAGAACAAGUAAAAGGGAAAGAAAUCGGAAAAUGAGAUUAUUUUACACUAAGAAACGAAGCUUGCUAAAAAUUGUCUUACAAACGAAAGAAAUUAAUACUUCAUUUUAUUUUCUGAUUUAGAUGAAACGUACUAAUCGGUCACACUACAAAAAUAUUUAUUAAAUAUUUAUACCUAUUUUAAUUUCAAUCAGAAAUAUUCCGAAUUUUACCUUUAUUCCGAAACUUACAUUUCAGAAGGAAUUGAAGAAUCAACAUCUCGAACGUUUAUUGUGUAAUAUAAAGCUUUUUAUGUAAGCGGUAUACAAAGAAAUUCUCGUUUAUGAUUUCA